This is a messenger RNA of Nothobranchius furzeri (turquoise killifish), 1062 nucleotides long. RefSeq names its product phosphoribosyl transferase domain containing 1a (gene prtfdc1a). The record is from RefSeq and is a predicted model, not a curated record. Gene Ontology annotation, biological process: hypoxanthine metabolic process; guanine salvage; GMP salvage. Lineage: Eukaryota; Metazoa; Chordata; Actinopteri; Cyprinodontiformes; Nothobranchiidae. Gene Ontology annotation, molecular function: hypoxanthine phosphoribosyltransferase activity; magnesium ion binding. Gene Ontology annotation, cellular component: cytosol.
GACCCAAACAAAGCCUUUCUUUUACCAAAACGACUCAAGUGUGAUAGCACGGCCCACGUGAAAGGACACGACUUCCCUAGACAUUUCUCCUUUUUCCCUCUUUGCUUCGCCAGCUGCUGCUACAGGAGCACAACAGCGAGAGGAUUUAUUAAUCAGCUCUUUUCAGAUGAAUAUGUACCUUCUCCACUUUUGUUCUUAACUUUCUUCAUUUAAAGUAUAAAUUCACUGGGCUAGAGCUGCUUCUGUGAUCCCCUUAAAGGUGAAUAAACCUGCAGUGCAGACGGUCUUCAUCAUGUCAGCACAAGUGAAAGAUGGAGACAUGAAAAGAGGAAUUGUGAUUAAAGACGACUGGCCCGGCUACAGUCUGGACCUGUUCACCUACCCAGAACACUACCACCAUGACAUUGAGAACGUUUACAUCCCUCAUGGCAUCAUCAUGGACAGGAUUGAGCGCCUGGCCCGAUACGUUAUGGACGACUUUGAGGACAGUAAGAUCGUGGUUCUGUGCGUCCUGAAGGGAGGCUACAAGUUCUGCUCAGAUCUGGUGGAGUUCAUUAAGAUUCUUGGUCGCAGCUCCAACCGGUACCUGGAGACGAGGGUGGAGUUCAUCCGUCUGAAGAGCUACCUGAAUGAUCAGUCCACAGAAGACCUGCACAUCAUUGGAAGCAGCGAUCUGUCUUUUCUGCGUGGAAAGAGUGUGCUCGUUGUUGAGGCCAUAGUCGACACAGGAAAGACCAUGAUGGCCCUUUUGAAGCAUGUGGAGACCUUUGGACCCAAAAUGGUCAAGGUUGCAGGUUUGCUGGUGAAGAGGGUUUCUAACAUGGCUGGAAGCCUGACAGACUACGUCGGGUUUGAAAUUCCCAACCGCUUUGUUGUUGGCUAUGCCUUGGACUACAAUGAAUACUUCCGUGACCUGAAUCACAUCUGCGUUAUCAGCAAAACUGGAAAGAUGAAGUACAAGAUAUGAGAGUCAUCAAUUCUAAACUAAUAACUUUUUCAUACUGGUCCACCUUUCUGUAAUUUUUUUUUACCUGUAAUAAAUCUCAAAAAGGUUGUGUCCAA